CUCUCCUCCUCGCCUUCUCCUCCCCCCAUUUCGUCGGCCUCUCUCGAGUCCUGGACUCCUCCCUCGCCACCUCCCCAAAUUAGCAGAAGCCGCGCACCACGCGCACGCGCACGUCCGCGCCGAGGAGGAGCUGGCCUCGCGCGCUCUUCGAGGAGAGACCGCGGGGGAAACCCUAGAGGCUGCGCCGCCGCUCGCCGCCGGCCGGCCGCGGCGGGUGGUGGGGCAGGGCCUGACGACGACCGGUUCAACAAGCAGUAAGAUCUGAGGUUUUGGGGGUGGGAUUAGGGUUGUUGCCGGGGUUUGUUUGGUGUUGCGGCGGCGCCGCGGAGGGGGUUCAUGGCGGGGUCGAAGUUUGGGUCGUUCAAGUCGGAGAAGGGGAGCUCGGCGGGGGCGGCGGCGGGGGCCGGAGCGGCGGCGCAGAGGAGGGACCCAUACGAGGUGCUUGGGGUGGGGCGUAAUGCCACCGAGCAGGAGAUCAAGAGCGCCUUCCGCCGCAUGGCCCUCAAGUACCAUCCAGACAAGAAUGCAGACGACCCUGUUGCCUCGGACAAGUUUCAAGAAGCCACAUUCUCUUACAACAUACUGUCAGAUCCCGAUAAGAGGCGGCAGUAUGAUUCCUCGGGAUUCGAGGCCAUUGAAGCAGAUAGUCAGGAACUGGAGUUGGACCUGUCAAGUCUGAACACUGUAAAUACAGUGUUUGCUGCCCUGUUUAGCAAGCUAGGUGUACCAAUCAAGACCACAGUUUCUGCAACAGUUUUAGAGGAAGCAUUGAAUGGGUCGGUGGGAAUUUCCCAACUCGAGCUUGGCCAGUCCGUCUUUAGGAAGGUGGAAAAGCAAUCAGCUCACUUUUAUUCUGUGGACAUAACAGAUAAAGAAGCCAAAAUGGGGUUAGUGUGUAGAGUUCAAUCAACUGCUAAAAGUAAAUUCAAGUUGCUAUAUUUCGAGCCUGAAGAAAAUGGUGGGUUAAGCCUUGCUUUACAGGAAGACAGUGUAAAGACAGGGAAAGUUACUUCUGCUGGAAUGUUCUUUCUUGGCUUUCCAGUCUAUCGCUUUGAACAAAAUAAUUCAGUUGCUGCUGCAAAGGAUCCUGAUAGUGCAUUCUUUAAAAGAUUGGAUGGCUUUCAACCAUGUGAAGUAAAUGAACUAAAAGCAGGGACCCAUUUUUUUGCUGUCUAUGGUGAUAAUUUCUUCAAGAGUGCAACCUAUAAUAUAGAGGUUGUAUGUGCUGAACCCUUUUCUACUGAAAAGGAGAAACUACGAUGCGUGGAGGCAAAGAUACUUGCAAAACGAUCUGAGCUGUCUAAAUUUGAGUCUGAGUAUAGAGAGGUCUUAGCGAAGUUCACCGAGAUGACCAGCAGAUACGCUCAAGAAAUGCAGACGAUCGACGAGCUUCUCAAGGAAAGGAAUGCAAUUCAUGCAUCCUACACCAACAACACAACUCUGCAACGGAGUUCCAGUAGCAACAAAGGGAAAACAUCCUCUAAAGAGUCCAAAAGUGAUGAUGACCAAACUGUGAAAAAGGAAAAGAAAUCGAAGAGCAAGUCCAUGGAGGGAUCCAGAAGUGAUGAUGAUGGUCCUAGAAAGGAAAAGAAACCUAAGGAACGACUUCGAAGGAAGAAAUGGUUCAACAUCCAUUUGAAAGUAGACAAGAGAAGACCCUGCUGAGGAAGGUAUUCCCUGCAAGUUACUACUCCCAGGAAAUGGAACCCAAGGGAGUUGCUCCGAGAAGAAAUAUCUUUUUCUUUGUCGUCCACUCCAUGGGAUCAAAUAGGCAGGAAUCUCAGUUUGACAUUCGGAAAGACACCCUCGCAAAUUAUUUUUUCUCCUGUGACGUAACAUUUUGUUUCCUGAAAAGUCAGGAGCCUCGGCAGUUUCAGAAAUGAUGUAAAAUAUUACAUGUAGUGUUCUUUUGGGGAUCUUACUGGCGCUGUAUCCGUUCACCCGGAACCAAGAUGGUUAAUGAUGUGUGUAUACAGCUUCAAGAAACUGUCUUAUGUUGUACACUGCAGCCAGAAUCCAAUUCAGAUUCGUUCAAAUUUUUAGGUGAUGGCUACGUUGAUCUUUUA
Molecule: messenger RNA, 2066 nt
Organism: Oryza sativa Japonica Group (Japanese rice)
Lineage: Eukaryota; Viridiplantae; Streptophyta; Magnoliopsida; Poales; Poaceae
Product: chaperone protein dnaJ 16
Source: RefSeq, a predicted model, not a curated record